Molecule: messenger RNA, 1164 nt
Organism: Ogataea parapolymorpha DL-1
Lineage: Eukaryota; Fungi; Ascomycota; Pichiomycetes; Pichiales; Pichiaceae
Exons: 1
Coding region: 1-1164 (387 amino acids)
Cellular component (GO): nucleus
Molecular function (GO): RNA polymerase binding; transcription coregulator activity
Source: RefSeq, a predicted model, not a curated record
AUGAACUACGGGAAACCUUUAUACCAACUGCCGUUGUCUGAGAGAUGGCUACUAGUCAUAACUGAUCGUGGAUUUAAAUUCUACUUUGACAAGGACCAUGUGGCAUCCGUUUGGGAAUUGCCAAAUGAGUGUGUCAGCGAAAUGCAAGAACUAAAGAAUAAAAGAAAGCAGGUACUUUUAUUACUUGGAGUCGCUAGGGGCGCACAAAUCACAGACAAGGAAGCUGAAGACCUGAACGAGCUUCUUCAUGGCGUAAGACACCCAGUUAAACAGAUUGAGGUUGUCAGCUCUGAAGAUGAAGACGGUGAAUCCGAGAAAAUAGAUGAUAAGGAUGAGCUGUCGCCGAUACAACGACAUACAUCAGACAGCACAGGAAUAAUGCUUGGUUACGAGUCCGACACUGAGGACGGUAGUGAAUUGGAAGACCCGCAGUUGGAAAAAAAGGAACAGAGUCCGGAAAUUCAAAGCCAAUUGUCUGAAGUUCAGAAUCAGGUUUCCAAUUUAUCCGACCAGGAGUCAGCUGACUCAUCAUCAGAGGAAGACUCGUCCGCAGGCCUAAACCUUUCAGAUUUGGAUGAUUAUGAGGAAAGCUCCUCAGAAGUAGCGGAACGAUUCUACAACAUGUUAACCCGCUACGAGGUGGACCCUUAUUCCUCCUACGACCUCGAGUGCGAUAAAUUUAUGAACGAUCCAAUUUAUUUUGAAAUAGAUGAUGAUGAAAAACGAAGGUCAUUAUUUGACCAAUGGUGUACACAGGUCGCUCGGUCGAACAGCAACAUUGAUCCUAUCACGAGGGCGGUGAUAGAAUUCUGCAAAUUGCUCAUCGACAACGACGUCAAAUUGAAUAAUUAUCUGGAGUUUAAGCGCAAAUUCAGACAAUCCCCUGAAUUUCGGGGGUUGGAGUCAGACAAGUUGCGCAACAAGAUUUUCAACAAAUACAUCGAGUUCCGAAAAAGCGACCAUAUAGCGUUUGUGCUUCACGCGCUUAGAAAAAGCGGGAAACUUAUAGUUCUUGCUCGUAAGCUGGAAAGCAAAAGGCCUCAAAACCUGCUCGAUGCUCUCCGCGAAUCAAACUUUAAUAUCAACCGGGAAAUCGUGGAGUUCAACUUCCUAGACCAACAACAACAAUCCACGGCACUAGAACAAUUUCUAGCUAAUUUAUAA